AUGUCUUACGAAAUACAUUCCGUCAGGGCCGAUGCGACUAACAGCGCGGCCGCGUCCCUCAACAUGAAGGUGCACGUGUGCUGCACGACUAGCGUCUACUACGCCCCCAUCAUGCCUGGUGACCAUGACAUUGACGACGACCUUUUGCAACCGCUGCAAGUGUAUUCUGAUCUGCAACUUGUGCCGCACGACAACAACGGGCUUUCGCAAGUCAGGCUAGUUUCUAAGCAGACCGAGGGCGUCGGCAUGAAACCUAUCGCGUCACGGCAGCAGCCUCAUCGGCGCCACCUGCGGGCGCUGGUGUUUACUACGGACAAAGGUCCAGACCAGCAGGGCGCGUCUAGAUUGAUCAAGGGCCUUCUUGCAGAUUGCGACUGGGUUAUGAUAAUUUGGCAGUGGUGCGUCGACCAUUUGGUCCACAGGUCGGCGGAACUACAACUAAAGCGCCUAGACAGGUUCAGAUACUACUCUCGGCUCGCCACAUUGAUCAAUGUGUGGAGGGCUACAGGAAAUGGUUCCAAAAUAUACGGUGCGUGGGCUGAACUUUAUGGGACCCCGGAUGCCAAGCUGCACUUGCGACGCCUGCCACCGAAACCGCUUCGUGGACGGUGGGGCACGAUCUCGUCGACUGAGGAGUUCUUGGAGUUUGCUUGCGGUGGCGACGUCGGCAAGCUGCUGGCUGUUUUCCAGAAGGUGUGGCCCGCUGGCGGGCCUGUUAUCGACGCCAGGCCAAUCGCACCAGGCGCCGGCGUCGCCCCUGCCGACGACGGAGAGGAAAACUAUACAGUCAAGAUGGGCCGUUGGAUCAGGGACGCUUUGCGUUCGCUUUCGGACUUGGAUUUCUGGGUACAUGUGCUGGUUGCCAGACGAACUCGGGCGCCGUUGGCCCGCCUGCUGAACUGGAUGCAACAAAAACAGCUGCCCGGGGAUGCGCCAAAAGUCAGUAGAUUGGUGAAUGGGAAGCUCUUGGAACUUGCUCAUAUGUACGACGCCCUGUUGUUGAGCCCAGGGGAGCGUGCUAUGUCGUGGGGGCCAGUUUUCGAUAUGUGCAGAGACAGCGAGCAGCGCGCCGUCUCACUCAGGGCGCUCAUUGUGGAGUUGGUCCUGGAGUUGCGGGCUGAUUUCGAAAGAAGGAUUCUUCUGCCCCUCAGUGGAUAUCCGUGUCGGCUGCUGAAGCUGAUCCAGGUCCCAUCGCACAUCGUCAGCAUCGCGGGUCCAGACUCGAGGGCUGCGGUCGCGCAGGACCUCAACAACAGCUUCAACAAGAUCGGUGCUGACUUGUCGUUUCUAGAAAUGUACAACUACGUGCCCAUCGUCAUUGCCAAUUUCAAGAAGGGUGGCAACGCCGACGCCGACGCCGCCGAGGCAGACGACGAGGAGGACGACGAGGACGGCGACAACGGCACCGGCGCCGGCUCCACGUACAUCGCGGAGUGGACCGCCUUCGUCGAGAAGCACCACUCGGACGUGUUCUCGAAGUACAACUACUUCGUUCAGGCCCGGAGGGCUUUCACGAAGCUGCGCUCCCCGGCUGCGUCUGGUCUGUGGGCGAAGUAUGAGACUUACUGCAACGAGCACUGCGUCUUCAGCGAGAAGAACCUCGACCACAACCUCGUCCUCGCAUGCAACGAUGUCAUCACAACCAAGCUGAAGCGCUACAUCUCGGAGCCCGACAUGCACGAUUACGUGUUGUCGGUUCUUGCCAUGGCGAUUCCCACCAACGACUCUGUCCCGUGGAUCUUGACCAACCGCGCCUCCCUGAACAAGCUCAAGAAUCUUCUGGUCAGCAUGAAGGAGUCCAAGGUCUUCCAGCUUUCGAUGGCGCCGACGCCCAGUGAGCAGCAGCUGCAGAACCCGCCCGCGAAGAAGCGCAAGACCGCCAAGAGGAAAGCUGCGCCGAAGAGGCAACCAGAGGUUCUCGCUGCCCAGAACAGCGAUGGGAAGAGCGUUGUGUUCUUGGAGGACGUGCGGAAUGCGAUCUCCUAUACGCUCCAGGGCGUCAGCGAUGAUAUGAUCCAGCGCGACCUUGUGUGGGCCCUCCAGGGCAAGGCCGUCUCGUUCGGGCUCGUUGGCCACGUGGACAUGGAGAAGGAGAAGGACGGCAGCAGCGGCGCGGCGGCUGCGACGGUGAAGGUGUCUUCGUGGAACACGCUCCGGAAGAUGAUCAAGAAGAAGCUCGUGAAAGCCCACGCGUUGGCAGACCGCGACCACGUUCAGAAAGACCCGGACGCUGCCGUGGACUCCGCCUCCACGCAGCCUGCGUCGGAUUCGUUGGAGCACCAGCAGCUGGACGACGCCCCGAUGCCCGUUGGUCUAGGGCCCGUUGCUGCCGUCAAGAGGAUGCUGGUCGUUGAUGACAAACUGGCGCACCGCCUCAAGGCCUUCGCCAGCGCGGUCUCUGCCCCGAACCAAGGCCCGAUUGCGAUCAAGAGGACUCACAAGGGAUUGGCUACCGCUUGCGGCCUCCUGUGGAACGGGAUCGCCACCCUCAUGAGCGAGGCUUCCUUCGGCGGGGACGUCGACGUCGUCGCCGCCGUCGUGGAGCUCAUCGACUCGAGCGUGAUGAAGUCCGCGAUUGAGAGGGAGUUCGUGGAGGUCGCAGCCUUGAUCUACACGGCUCGCAGCCAGGAGCACGUGGCGGACCUCGCGUUGGCUGCCGAGGUUGGUGGUCGGGCAAUGCGACUGCCGCGCCAUCGUUGA
Prorocentrum cordatum is the source of this 2700-nucleotide messenger RNA. The record is from the annotation of a GenBank genome assembly. Lineage: Eukaryota; Dinophyceae; Prorocentrales; Prorocentraceae.